AGUAGAGACCGUUGGUGGGGCUCAACCCUAUUGUCCAAAUGGCAUUCGGAUGUGCUCCUCUCUGCAUCCGAUUGGCCGCCUUUCUAUCAGCCGUCAACGCUAGCUGAUGCCAGCUGGUAUGUCAACGUCACCUUAGAACACUGCUGAAACUUCAACCUCAGCAGUUCGUCCACCAUCGAUUCAUCGUCACUGGAGAAACGGCGUAUUUGCAAUAAUCUCGUCGCAUCAUCCUGUUCCUGCUCUUCUCACCUUUCUAUGGAGCUCUGCCUGCUGCCUUCUACCAUUCUGCAGAUGUGUCUUCGUUGCUGUAACUGCGUCUACUAGCUGCGUUGACCGCCGUCUUCGCAAACUCGUGACUGCCUCGUUCGAGGUAGUUACGCUCCAAAAUGACGACUGCGAAAGCUGCGUUGCGGCUUUCGACCAUUGGACAUCCACUGACAAUCGGCACUUCGAGUUGAAGCAAGGGAGCAUCAACACGCUGUCUGCCCAGAUGCUGUGGUCGCCCCACUAAGACAUCGACAUGGCUGAUCCUUCAGAGAUGCAGGUUGCCUCAUUCUUCGUGCCUUCCAACAACAUCCUGAGGAAUCGAGGAUCAUUACGUCGUGCAGGUCUGUUCUCCAGUUAAUGAUUCUCCAGACACACAGUCAAUCUCAGAUGCGAUUGACUCGUGGACGAUGCCGGAGGUAUCGCUACACGUUUGACACUCUUUGUCAACAUCACAGUUUCCUGACCCCCGAAAAAUGCAGAUCAACCUCACAGGCUUCUUGAAUGGAAGGAAUGCCCGAUCUUUCAUGGGUGAAUUAUGGGACCUUUUGGUCUCUGCUCAAGAAAGUGUAACGGGCAUUCCAGAGGCUUUCUUGCAACAAAAAAAAGAUCAAAUUAAGAAACGUUUGGAAGAGCAAGAAAAACUCCAAGCUUCUUUGGCGGAGAAAGAAAAGGAAAAGGAAAGGGAAAAGGAGAAAGAUGAAGCAGAAAGCAAGAUAAAGAAAGAAGAAAAAGAACGGGGCUCGUCGAAAGAGCGCCGUAGAGAUCGAAGUAGAGAUCGUGAUCGAGACAGAAAAAGAAGUCGAUCGAGAGAUCGACACCGAGAUCGUGAUAGAUCGAGUCGCAAACGACGAUCUUCUUCGAGAUCGCCUAGUAAGAAUUCACUUAAAGACAACGGAAAAGAUAUGUCAGAAAUUAAAGUGGAACGAGAAGAUUCACCUCAACCUGAAAAUGCUAUACCACUUAUGCCUGUUAAAACUAAACCGGAAGCUGCGGUUGCAAUAUCUCGACUACAAGCUAAACUAAUGAGCAUAGCUGACGGAAAAAAGAAAAACAAUCGUACUCCAUCUCCCGAAUCAUUAGAAAAAGCAAAGAAGUCUAGAUCGAGAUCAAAGUCGCCUAUAAGUCGCUCCAAAAAAUCUAGAUCAAAAUCACCAAGUCGAGAUUCGAAAACACGUCGUUCUCGAUCACCUGCAUCCAAGUCGAGACGAUCUCGAUCUAAAUCAAGAACAAGACGAUCCAGGUCGAGGUCAAAAUCUAGAAGAUCGAAAUCCAGGUCGCAGGAUCGCUCGAAAUCGAGACGUACGAAGUCUAAGUCGCCAAGGUCGCAUUCAAGAUCUCGUUCACGAUCUAAAAAGUCAAGAUCGAAAAGCAACGACAGAAGUAAGUCUAGAAAAUCGAGGUCCGAUUCGAGCGAUUCAAGGUCAUCAAAGUCUCGUUCAAAGUCACCUGAUAAGAGAAAGGAUAAUCUCGAUUCCAACAGGAAACGAGAUGCAAGUACAAGCAGUAGUUCCGAAUCGGAGGAAGAUAAAGGGGCGAAAGAUAAAAAUGACUUCGAAAUUAGAAAGAAGAAGGAUGGAGUACAGGCAAAAAGAUCGUAUAGAAAAACAAACAAAGAUGAUAGUGGCAGUGACAGCGACUCGAGCCGAGAAAGAAAAUCUGUUCCUAAACGAAGAAGUCCGACACCACGAAAAGACAGAGGUCGGUCUAAGGACAGAGAUAGAUCGCGGGAUAGAUCACGGGAUAGAUCGCGAGAUAGGUCUCGGGAUAGAUCUCGAGAUAGGAAUAGAAGGAGGUCCAUAGAUAGGGAACGAGAAAGAAGAAGAGAACGGGAGCGGGAAAGAGAACGGGAGAGAUUGGACAGAUAUAGUGGUAGUCGCAGCAUGCGACCUCCAUCCGUGCGUAGAGCACCUAGCAGGCGAAGAAGCCCUCCUCGUAGAAGUCCGGCAAGAUACCGCCGCAGAUCACCAAGUCCUGGGGACAGGCGUCGAAGAAGAUCCCUUGAUCGAAGACGAAGAUCAUCGGAAAGAAGAGACAGACGUCGAUCUCCAGAUCGUCGCGACAGCAGACGUCGUUCACCAGACGGACGGGACCGAUCCAUCAGGUACGAUAGAUCUUCCUCUCGUGACAGAUCGAGUAGGCGGGACCGUUCCAGAGACAGGGACAGAAGGGAUAGAGAUAGAAGAUCUAGGUCUAGAGAUCGUAGAUCCAGAUCGAAAGAUCAAAGGUCAUCGGUGGAUCGUUCGAGAGAUGGAAAACGAUCUCCCGAUCGCUCAAGAGAUGCUAAGGAGAAGAUGAAGGACAAGAAAGUGGAUGAAAAAGUUAAGAGAUCAACUGAUACGGGAUCGCGAAAAGAAUUGCGAAACGGAAGGUCUAAGUCAAGUAGCUCGGAAAGUAGCGAAAGUAGUUCCUCUAGCAAUGAGGAUGAAGUGAUCAGAAAGUCACUUGAGCGAAAAUCAUCUCAAGAAAAACGAGAUCGCGAGAGGGAGCGAGAGCACGUAGAUGACAAACGUAAAGAAAAGGAGAAGCCUGUUAAAGAGGAAUCGGUCAAACGGCCUGAAAAGGACGUCAAAAAAGCUGAACCAGUGAACAUCAAGAAACCAGAUCCUAGUGUUUCUCCUAAAAAGCUUCAAUCGGCUACACUUCCUGUAACUAGGCACAGGUUUUCAAAAAGCUUGUCUAGAACACCGUCUCCGUUCAAAAAGACUGAGGAUAUAAUAGCUGCGGUUAAAAUUAAACAACCAUCAAAAGAAGAUAACAAAGAAGGAUCACCGAAAGAAGAAUCAAGCUUUUCAUCUGGAGAUACUUUCCCGCUGAAAAAAGAUGAUAAGUCAAUUAAAUCGAUCAAGACGGCAUCGGAGGACAAAAAGUCAGGUCAAAAGUCGUCAGAGCCAGUUCUCUUAAAGAAACCGGCAGACGUGCUAAAGAAAUCAAAGAGGGAAAAACGCGAUGGUUCUACCGAUUCAAAUGACAGUGAAAGCGAAGGAAAGAAAAGGCCAAGAAAAUUGGAGAAGUCUAGGAAAUCCAGGAAAACUUCUACGGAUGAUGAGAAAUCUGACAAAUGUGGUUCCAGUUCGGAUUCUGAAGAAGAAAGAAAGCAUGUAGAAAAAAGUAAAAAGAUCAGAGACUCUAACCGAGGAGAUUCAUUAGAUGAACGUACAAAAGACAGGAAAGAUAGUAGAAAACGGGAAAUCAAUGAAAACGAAUCUCGUAAACGGUCGAAAAAAGAGUUGGAAGAGGAAACAAAGAAGUCAAAAAGGUCUAGGAAAGAUUCUUCUUCGGGAGACGAGGAUCAGAAAGUAAAGAGAAAUAAGGUUGAAGAUGAUAGAUCCAGAUUACGAAAGUCCAAAAAGGAUUCAAGUUCAGAUGAUGAACCAAAAAAGACGCGAAAGCGGAGAGAUAGUUCUUCGGAAGAUGAAAAAUCACGGACGAGAAAGUCAAGAAAGGAUUCUACAAGCGAAGAUGAAGGAAAAGUGCGACUGAAAAAGUCAAAACGAGAUUCUAGUACAGAUGACGAGGAAAUUGGGGAGAAAGAUGCAAAGAAAAAAAGAAAAGCAGAUGAUAGUUCAGAUGAAGAAAAAGUGAAGAAAAAACGUAAAAAGAAAACUAAAACCAGUACCAGUGAAUCAGAGGAAAGUGAAAUAGAAGAAAAGAAAAAGAAAAAGGAUAAAAAACACAAAAAACAUAAGAAACAUAAAAAACAUAGGAAACACAAAAAAAAGAAGGUUGCGGAUUCUGACGAAUCUGAUGUAAGUGAAGGUAAUACAGAAGAACUAGAAAAAAAGCUUCGUGAGAAAGCAUUAAAAUCAAUGAAGAAAGGACAUAGUAUAGAGGGAAGUGAUUGAAGAUUUGUGUGAUUUAUUAAUGAGGGUGUGUCACGUGUGUGUACCUCUGUAUUACAAUGCACUUGCUCUAAUUGUAUCACGAAUACGUUUCUGUUUAUUAUUAUCGAUAAGUAGGAAUUUAUCGUGUCACACUUUUUGUGUAAAACAAGUCUGACAUUACUAAACAGAUUCGUCUUUUAGGCGAAGGAACCUAAUUUUUAUGACCCUAAACAUUAAGAUUACGAAGUUAAACGCAAUAGUUGUUCUUUUAAAUUAGUGAACAAGAGUAGUGCGUGUUACUACCAUAGGAACAGUAAUUUUUUGUGCCACUUUAAUGUACGAUUUUUACAUUUUUCAAAGUUGACACA
This is a messenger RNA of Eufriesea mexicana, 4456 nucleotides long. RefSeq names its product Serine-arginine repetitive matrix 1 (gene Srrm1). Lineage: Eukaryota; Metazoa; Arthropoda; Insecta; Hymenoptera; Apidae. Gene Ontology annotation, biological process: regulation of mRNA splicing, via spliceosome. Gene Ontology annotation, cellular component: spliceosomal complex. The transcript has 13 exons. Gene Ontology annotation, molecular function: RNA binding. Bases 741 to 4109 code for a protein of 1122 amino acids. The record is from RefSeq and is a predicted model, not a curated record.